AUGGGAUCCUCUGUUUUUCACACCUUGAGUUCUGAAUUUUCCUCUAAGUCAUCCUUUGGAUCAUCACAAGAAUCUUGUACAUGGGAUUUGCAAAAUUCACUUCCUUUCAAUGAAAAUGACUCUGAAGAAAUGCUUCUGUUUGGCGUUCUAGCACAAGCUGCUGAUAAGGAAAUUUCAGAAUCCAAUUCCUCAGAUAAAAUGAAGGAAGACGAAGUAAAUUCAACACCAGAAGGGGAGGAAAAACCGGUAAAAGAAAAGUCGUACCGAGGCGUAAGGAGGAGGUCGUGGGGCAAAUUUGCAGCAGAGAUAAGGGAUUCCACAAGAAAGGGCAUAAGGGUUUGGCUAGGAACAUUUGACACAGCAGAAGCAGCAGCUUUAGCUUAUGAUCAAGCUGCUUUUUCAAUGCGCGGCGAGGCUGCAAUUCUCAACUUUCCGGUGGAGAGAGUGCUCGACUCGCUGCGUGAAAUGAGGCGUUCCACGGUGGAAGAGGAGGAUGGGGGCUCGCCCGUUAUGGCACUGAAGAGGAGACACUCCAUGAGGAGAAGAAAGAAGUGCAAACGAAUGGAAGUUAAGGUGGAAAAUCUAGUAGUUUUUGAGGACUUAGGUGCAGAGUAUUUGGAACAUCUUUUGAGUACAAGUUAG
Fraxinus pennsylvanica is the source of this 642-nucleotide messenger RNA. Lineage: Eukaryota; Viridiplantae; Streptophyta; Magnoliopsida; Lamiales; Oleaceae. The record is from the annotation of a GenBank genome assembly.